GUUCAAUCCCUCAUGUUCAGUGAAUUGUUAGUAGUUUCAUGAUUGUACAAGCAGCUGUAAGCAAUACUUCCUAAAUUAAUUGAAAACUUUAGUAAGAAAGGAGAAUGGAAAAGUAUACAGCCCUAAACCACCUCUGACACCUUUCAUUGGGAAUAACUUCAACAUCAACCUCUUGAAGAACUGUAGGCGCAGAGCUUUGGCCAUGUCUCGUUCUGCCCCAUCCAGCAACAGUUGCUGUUCGCCCAGAGAUUUUGAGAUUUCUGGCUGGCAAACAAACUGGAACUAUGUGUUGUUUGAAAGCAACAGUUCGUGAAAGUUUUACCAAUGCUACAUCGUUUCGGAAGUCUGUUGGAAUAUCAUCAUCAUCAACACAGCAACUCCAGAUUAAGCCGCCAGAGCACAAAUCUACCGGUCUUCCACCCCCUAGAACGCAGCUGAUACUCAGCCCACAUUCAAAUUUAGCUCCUUUAUAUUUGCACGUUUGGGGAAUCACUAUAAAAAAACUGUUGUUACUUGAGCUGGACUCAACACGUUACAAUCAUCUGUCACUUUGAUUGCUAAAUCGGAUUGUUUUGACUAUAAAAAAUGAGUGACUCUGAGAAACCUUUUGCAUGCUCAUCUCCUGGAUGUAAUAUGAGUUUUACAAAUGAAGAUCACUUGGUAGUUCAUAAAAAAAAGCACGAUAUGAUAUUAAACCUUGGAUCAGCCGGUAAAAGUGGUGCUUUUAUAGCUGAUCAAACACCAACACCAACACGUUUUAUCAGGAAUUGUGAGGAAGUAGGACUAUUUCAAGACCUCCAAAAUGUUAAUCCUUUCGAGGAAACAUUCAGAAGAGCUGUUGAAGGAAAAAUUGGCGCUCUUCCAGAAUCUGAAAUUGGGAUAAAUGAUGAUACUCUACACACUCCACAUGUUUUUCCUCACAUAGAAGAUAACUCUGCAAGUAAAAUAAUUCCACAUGUGAAUGCUGAUGUCACAAGCUCACUCAUUACUGAAAGUUUGUCAGUAAAGAAAGAAAAAGAGGAUGAGAUAACAUCGAUUGAUGGCGAGAAAUCAAAAAAUAUAAUGUUGGUCGAGAAAGUUAAAAAAACUACAGAAACCAUUGUGAUACAAGAGGCUGACACUUCAAUUAUUCCACAAGCUGUAUCCUCACCAUCGCCAACAAGCUUAUCAAUAAACGGUGAAGAUGUCCAACUUCUUUUAAAAACGCAAGAUGGAAAAUUAAUGCAGCUCACAGCAAUACCUAUGCCGGAUUCAUCGAGUAGUAUAACAAGUCCUCAAUCGCAGCAAUCAAAGUCACAAACGAUCGUGUUGAAUGCUGCAUUACCAUUAAAAACUGAUGAAAGUUCUUCAAUAAAAAAAGCUACUUCUCCUCGGCUUUCUCUUGCAAAAAUGAAAUUGAGGCAAACUUUAGUAAAACACGAAUUGAAUACAGAAUUAGAUAAGAAUAAAGUACAAAACGAAAACAGUAUUACAAAGAAAUCGGUGGAGUUACAGGCGAAAAGAAAGAAUGAUAAUUAUAUAGAUUUAAACAAGAAACAACAAAUUUUAGCUCGAAAUCGUGCUAGCUCUAUGCGCGCAAGAGCGAAAAGAAAAGAAUGGAUAAACCAACUUCAGAAAUCAGUGAACGAAGCUAAUGAGAUUAAUACAAAGCUUCAUGAAGAAGUUAAUACUUUAAGAUCUGAAGUAACUAGACUUAAGACGCUUCUCUUGGCUCACAAAGACUGUCCAGUCACUAAAGCUAUGGAAAAAGACAAUGGAAUUCUUUUCGAUUCUAAAGUAAUGCCUCUUCCAUCGUCGCAAUUUGUUCAAACAGCUCCUUUACAGUCCGACAAUCUUACAAUGCAUGGGAUAAAAAGAGCGAUAAUUACAAGUGAGUCCCCAAAAGCUGUAAAAAAACAACAAUUAAUAUCGACAUCAAAACAAUCAAUUUUAUUGCCUAAAACUAAUGAGAAAACUCUACCAGUUGUCACGACAAUUGUAGGGAACUCUUGUGGUGCAUUAAAAAUUUUAGAUCUAGGUCAUAUUGUCGAUGAAAAGCGUGGAGGGAAACCAAUCUUGAUUGUCCAUAAUUCUCCACAGAAAAAAAUGCAAGUAAUUAAUUCCAGGCAAAUAGUUCAAGUUGAUCAAAGCUUACAGUUGAUUAAUGUUGCUUCAAAAAGCACUGGAACUUAGUGGAACAAUUUCUAAAAUGUUUUUUCCAAUAAAAAAAUUUAAUAUCAUAUUUUUAUGCUCUAUCGUCAUUCAAUGUCGAUAAUUAGUGAAAAUCGCUGGCGAUUUAUAGCUUGAACAUAUAUGAAAUAAAAUUCAUCAUAAUUGAUGAUGACUAGCAUUUAACGCCUGUGUUUAUUUCAAUUCGACAUGAAUCGAAUUACGCUGUAAGUGAAUUGUAUAUUCAAUGAUCUCUUCUUUGUUACUAAUUAAGUCAUUUAAAUUGUUCUGUUAAUGUUUAAAAAAUUUCUUUUAAAAGGUUGAAAAAUUUUUAUUUAUUGAUGAAUUUGAAAUUGAAUCAAUUGUUAAUUUAAUAUUAAAAAAUAUUAGAGGUAAAAUAAUCCGAUAAUAAAGUUAUAGAAUAAAAAUAGCAAAUUUAGUUCUCAAUAAUUAGAGGAAUUUUGUCAUUCACAAUAUGAUUACAUUAAUAAAGUUAUUCAAUAACUUUUACAAAUAUGCAUUGAAAAUAGCAAACUCAAUCAAAUGACUAGAGACUCAAAAAAAUUUCAAAAUAAUAGUACUACCUUGAAAAAGAGUAUGACAAAGACUGUUUAAUAUUAAUUUCUCUGUAAAAAACUUUAAAUAAUUCAGUAACAGUAAUUAUAUCGUAAUAUUUAUCAUUAU
This is a messenger RNA of Chelonus insularis, 2832 nucleotides long. RefSeq names its product Activating transcription factor-2 (gene Atf-2). NCBI's taxonomy places the organism in Eukaryota, Metazoa, Arthropoda, Insecta, Hymenoptera, Braconidae. The record is from RefSeq and is a predicted model, not a curated record. The coding region runs from base 586 to 2172 and encodes 528 amino acids. Gene Ontology annotation, molecular function: cAMP response element binding; DNA-binding transcription factor activity, RNA polymerase II-specific. The transcript has 10 exons. Gene Ontology annotation, biological process: regulation of transcription by RNA polymerase II.